AACCGUUUCAGAACUCUGACUUGACCGUUGUGUCCAUUCAAAUCUCACUUCUUUUCCAUGCUUCACUCUUCGCUUUCCUAAUCCAACGGCUCACAUUCACCCAACACUCUUCUCCUUCUUCCUCUUCUUCUUUCCUUCUAAGGCCGUGUUUGGAUUAUACCAUCGAUAAAAAACGAUUCCCGGAAAAUGCCGGUUUCAACGCGAUCUAAAAUCUCUACAGAAAAUGAGCGAAAUCCAACAAUGCAAGAGCAACAGAGACUCAGAAACCCUCACCAUGGCCUCAAAGAAAAACUCAAAACCCUCACUCUUUUAUACGAACAGCAAAAACAAGCUUCCAAGUCUCUCAGAAACAGCAACACUGCCAUGCGAGAGAGAAACUCGAUCGCAAACCCUAACUCAACUAUUACGAAAACCUUCGUUUUACCUCAACCACCUUCUUCCUCAAACAACGAUGAUGAUGCCAAAGAAAAUCAGAAUCUCAUUGUUGGACAGGAUCGCAUCGUUGGAUUUUCGUAUCCAAGAAAGGUUUCAACCACUACGAGUGCAGCAGCUCCGGUUGCCGCCGUUGCUCGGAGACUAUCGAUGCCGGCUCCGGUGAAAGGGAAGGAGGAAGAAUUAGGGAAAUGUGUGAGUAGAAUUUUGGUGUUUGUAAGGGUUAGACCAAUGAGCAAGAAGGAAAUUCAAUUGAGUUCAAGGUGCUGUGUGAGAAUUGUUAAUCACCGUGAUGUUUAUCUAACCGAGUCUGCAAAUGAGAAGGAUUACCUCAGGCUCAAUAGGGUUAAGGGGCGUCAUUUUGCGUUUGAUGGUUCUUUUAGUGAUUCAGCAACUCAGCUACAGGUGUAUUCCACAACAACUUUGGAACUUGUCGAAGCUGUUCUGCAGGGGAGGAAUGGAUCAGUUUUCUGUUAUGGUGCUACAGGAGCUGGAAAAACAUAUACAAUGCUCGGUACCGUGGAGAAUCCAGGGGUGAUGGUUUUGGCGAUUCAGGAUCUAUUCAGUAAAAUCAGGCAGAGAAGUUGUGAUGGAAGCCAUGUGGUUCAUCUCUCCUAUCUUGAGGUUUACAAUGAAACAGUCAGGGAUUUGCUUUGCCCCGGAAGGCCUUUAGUCCUUAGAGAAGAUAAACAGGGGAUUGUGGCGGCCGGUCUUACACAAUAUAGAGCUUCUUCUGCAGAUGAGGUGAUGGUAUUGCUACAACAAGGAAAUCAAAACCGAACCACAGAACCAACUCGUGCAAAUGAAACGUCUUCGCGUUCCCAUGCAAUUUUGCAGGUUGUGGUUGAAUUCCGAGUUAGAGAUGCCGCAACAACGGAUAUUGUUAACCGAGUGGGCAAGCUCUCAUUAAUUGAUCUUGCAGGGUCAGAAAGGGCUCUUGCCACGGAUCAAAGAACACUAAGAUCUCUUGAGGGUGCCAACAUAAACCGGUCCCUUCUUGCACUCAGCAGCUGCAUCAAUGCUCUUGUAGAGGGAAAGAAACACAUACCAUAUCGAAAUUCCAAACUCACUCAACUUCUCAAGGAUUCAUUAGGAGGAAUUUGCAACACUGUCAUGAUUGCAAACAUUAGCCCAAGUAGCCUCUCAUUUGGUGAGACUCAGAACACCGUUCACUGGGCCGAUAGAGCCAAAGAGAUUCGGCUAAAGGUAAGCGAAACCAAUGAGGAUCAAUUGCCAAUACACGAGACAGACGCUGACCAGGCCAAGCUGAUACAUGAGCUGCAAAAGGAGAAUCAUGAAAUAAGAAUGCAGCUAGCAGGGCAACAACAAAAGCUCUUGACUCUAGAAGCACAGUCCUUAGCUUCACAUUCCUCUACACCUCCAGCACCUUCUGAUGCAAAACUUUCCACUACUCCAACUUCGGCCCAACCUAGUGAAAAACGAAGGACUAGAUCCUCUUUCUUGGCUGGAACUUGUUUUACUCCGGAAACCAAGAAGAAAGGAGUUGAGCUAGCUGUGAGGACACUACAACGGACAGUGAAAGCACUAGAGGCUGAGAUAGAGAGAAUGAAGAAAGAUCAUGUCUUGAAGCUAAAGCAGAAAGAUGAUCUCAUCCGCGAGCUUUCUCAAAAGUGUGAAAAACAAGCAUUAACAACAAGAGAAGUAGGGAAGAGAGAGGUAACUAGGGCUGCUGGCUUACCAGUAAAUGAGCCAAACAAUGUUGAAUUGAAGAGUCAUCGUCUUCGAUCACCAGCUCCAACUGCGAAGAAGCGAAGCUUUUGGGACAUAACCACAAAUAAUAGCCCAUCAGUUACUACAUCAAAUGGGAGAAAAACUAGAAGUCAUGUUCUUUCAGAACCCACAGCACCUCCUCGAUCCAUGCUUCUUCAGCCUGGUUUUGCUCGUCAAAAAGCCAAUAGUUAGAUAUAUGGAGUAAAAGAGGAAAUUGCUUAAGUACAUGGAUAUAGAGAAGAGGAAAUUGCUUAAGUACAUGGAUAUAGAGAAUUAUUGCACGCAUGAUAUAACGCUCCUCCUUUGUGGCCAUCUUUUAUGCUUCUGCCCAAAGGAUAAUGAUAAUGGUGCAGUCGGCUGCAAACCCGGUCCUUUGCAUACUUCUUCAUUCGCCAUCACUUUUGUAUGAGGUCGAGAUAGAUAUUCUCCAUUUUUCAAAUGACAUGGAAGGCUCCAUAUAUGAGAGGUGGAAAGAAUGAGAUUGGAGGAAAACUCCACAAAAAAUUGUAGAUGUACAUUAAUUGAUUUUAACGACAGAGAUAUUGUUAUUGACACAACAGUAAACUGGAUACCAUGAGUAUGUAAAUUUUUUAUUGCUUUGAUAUAUACAACCAUGCCCCUCUGAAUCUGGUUUCCUAAA
Lathyrus oleraceus (garden pea) is the source of this 2803-nucleotide messenger RNA. RefSeq names its product kinesin-like protein KIN-8A. Gene Ontology annotation, biological process: microtubule-based movement. Lineage: Eukaryota; Viridiplantae; Streptophyta; Magnoliopsida; Fabales; Fabaceae. Gene Ontology annotation, molecular function: microtubule motor activity; microtubule binding; ATP binding. The transcript has 7 exons. The record is from RefSeq and is a predicted model, not a curated record. The coding region runs from base 187 to 2355 and encodes 722 amino acids.